AUAUAUAUGUAGCUCGUAAGUGUUGAGCGUUAAACUGACAGAAUUGAACACACCAUGCUCUGGCGCUGCAGCGUGCUGGCGAUCGCCGCCUGCUUCUCUGUUAACAUCGUCUCAUCUAGUGAGUUUAAAUGUGAUGUGCGCAUGCGCAUUGAAUCUGGAUGGGUUUGCGGUCUGCGUAGACGUGGAGAAUACAACACUGAGUACGCUAGCUUCAGGGGCAUUCCGUAUGGCCAGCAACCAUUGGGGGAGCUGCGGUUUAAGGAGCUCCUGCCAGUGAGACCGUGGCCUCAUCAUUUAGAUGCCACAGAGGAAGGUCCCAUAUGUCCUCAGCAUGACGAGCUGUACGGACGCAUGGUGGCCCCCACAAAGGGUAUGAGUGAAUCGUGUAUCUACGUCAACGUCCAUGUACCCUUGGAAGCUCUUCCAGUUGUGAAAAGUACUGACGAGUACAAAUACAAAGACUGUGACAAUCAUGGGGAAAAGAAAGGUGUUCCUAUUUUAGUUUUCAUUCAUGGUGGAGGUUUCCAAUCAGGAUCAGGAGACGCUGACCUUCACGGACCAGAGUACCUCGUCAGCAAGGGGAUAAUUGUGAUCACUUUCAAUUAUAGGAUCAACGUGUUUGGCUUUCUUUCGCUUAAUACUCCCAAGAUCCCUGGCAAUAUGGGUCUCAGAGACCAGGUGACGCUGCUGCGUUGGGUUCAGCGAAAUGCGAGAGCUUUUGGCGGAGACCCGAGCGAUGUAACACUAGCAGGGCAGAGCGCCGGAGCAACAUGCGCACAUUUACUGUCUCUUUCGAACGUCACAAAAGGACUUUUCAAAAGGGUUCUAUUAAUGAGUGGUUCGGCCAUACCAGCGUAUUAUACAGUUUCACCGAUUUACGCAAAACAGUCGGCUACUAGAUUUCUGACAAUUUUAGGGAUCAACUCCUCGGAUCCGGAUUUCAUUCAUGACAGACUUGUGAAAACUCCACUCGAGGAUAUUUUAAAUGCUAACUCCGUGUACCAGUACGAGGGGGGGAUAGUUUCCUUUGUACCAGUGAGGGAAGACAAACAAUUGGAACUUGAGAGAAUUGUAGAUGAUGACCCAAUUACACUUAUGGAGCAAGGUCGAGGAAAAGAAUAUCCAAUGAUAGUCGGUUUCAGUAGCAACGAGUGCGAGUUUUUCAAGAGAAGAUUGUUAUACAUUGAUAUUUUGGGUCGGAUCAAAGCGAAUCCACUCGUGAUUUUAAGGCCUGAAAUUUCAUUUACAACCCUUCCUAAUGUAGCCCUCUCAUUGGCCAACAAAGUAAUUGAUUGGUACUUCCAAGGAAAACUAAAUAUGGAGGACUAUUUAGAAGUAUGCAGAGAUACAUUGUUUAUGUAUCCAGCAUUUAAAGUAGUUGAGUGGAGGGCUAGAAUGCACGAUGCCGCACCAAUCUACUUGUAUCAGUUCGCUUACGAAGCAGACUUCAGCGCGGUGAAAGUAGGUCUCAAUCUGCAGUACAAUGGCACAGCUCAUUGUGAGGACCUCACUAACAUUUUUCGCGAGAAUGCAAUUCUCGACGACGGGCAGACUUUCCCUCCCGUCAGUAGAGAUGACUCCAUGAAGGAUUGGAUGACUCAAUUUGUGAUUGACUUCAUGCAUUGCAAUAAGCCAUCCUGCUUCGAGCCGGGCUGGUAUCCAGUGCAGGCAGAUCACUUGAACUAUGAGAACAUCCAGGAACCGACAGUACACGACAACGUACUGCCGAACGAGUAUCAACAACACACAAUCAAGUUCUUCGAUAUGAUCGAACAAAUUGCAAGGAACUCCUCUUUGGAUACACCCAUAACGACAACAUGAUAGAUGACAAAAGCAACACGGGAAGCUACACCUGAUACGAUCAGGUUGAACAAGAUUAAGGAUGCACAUGCAUUGUUAUUGAAGUCUAUCGUCAUAUUAUUACGGGAAGAACUAAUGUAGAUUGUAGACUAGAACACUUCAAAAAUAAUUUAUCUCUCAAUCAUCCUUUUUAUGAGUUACAAGUGUUUAAGUAUUAUGUAUUUAUUUGUUACUUGUAGCUAUAAAUCCGUCUGAAAUGCACGCGAUUUUAAUGACGAGUUUAAUUAAGACAAUUAUGGCAAUAUUAUUGCCUCGUUCACUGCACGAUAGAUACAUUAUUCCCACUGCAUGUUUAAAUCGUGCUAAAAAAUUUGCGUAACAGCUAAAUAGCCUAACUUCUGUACUGGGGCUACUCGCUCAUGCAAAUUAUUGGUACUUUUUUAAGUAUGAAUGGAAACUUCGGGAGUUGUGGUGCUUGUGUAACUGGUCGCAUAAUAACGAUAGUACACGAAGACUACAACGGAAAUAUUGUACAAUUUAUUGCGUAGGGAUUUACAACAAAAACACACAUGGAACUGUGAGAAAGACAUUUGAGAUAAUUAAUAGGUCACCUGGAGGUGAUGUGAUAAUCUGUGUGGUAUUCGAUUGACAAUUAGUUUCUAAGAAGAAAGCUUAUAGAGUCCGAUUCCCAUCAGCCGACACAUCCAGUUUACUAGUUUUAAUAAUUAUCUUUCUUAAGUCGUAAGAUUAAAGAUAAUUCUCAGGACUUGGGUCUUUUAGGAACUCGCCAAGUCCAGCCAUUUCAGUUUACUUAAGUAUUAUUACCGAUAAACAAAUAAGUAACAACAAGUUGUUUGACAUUUAGGUUUCCACUCCAUGAUACAGCAGUUUCAUGUUACGAUAACGCACGUUGUUAUUCACGAAAACGUGUUUAGGUAAUUUGACGCAAAAAUUAUGACGUCAUAGUCUAUGUGUCCUGUGUACCCACGUGCUUUGUACCAAAAUGCACCAAAUAAGUAUUAACAAAUAUUCUUAUUGCUGCCUUACCGAACUCUUUAAAUGCUAUUGAAGAAGCGCUGCUCAAUUUACCUGUAACAAAAACAUUGCACAAUUAUUUCGAGUCUUCCCAUUAGGAGGAUUAAGGAUUUCAGAUUUUGGAAAUGUUUUGGUAAUUGCUAUUAUACAAGAGUACGGUAAUAGUUACAACUAAAUAUCACUUUUCCUUAUACUUGUUUGAAAGUCGUCUUCAGUCAAAAUCCUGGGCGCCAUGAGUAUCAAUAACAUAAUAUAUGUACCUAGGUGAUACAGUAUAAAAUAAAUAGCAGAGCUUUUGUUAUCAUAGCUUUGAGGGUCUGAUAACGAUUGGUAUUACUGAACUCUGAUAAGUAGCCUAAUCUUAGUACAGCCGCUAACAAAAUAUGACCCAAAAUAGUUUGAAGCUUGAUUCCUACCAACUAUUUAUUA
This is a messenger RNA of Spodoptera littoralis (African cotton leafworm), 3264 nucleotides long. NCBI's taxonomy places the organism in Eukaryota, Metazoa, Arthropoda, Insecta, Lepidoptera, Noctuidae. The record is from the annotation of a GenBank genome assembly.